CAGUGUGCUAUGAAUUUCAUUUUUAAUAAGGCUCUGAGGCAGGCCUGUAGGUCUAAGCUCUGCUAAUGUGCUUGGGCUUUCCCUCUCAGAUGGCAGGGACAGCACGCCACGAUCGAGAGAUGGUCAUCCAGGCCAAGAAAAAGCUUACCACCACCACAGACCCUAUUGAGAAACUCCGGCUGCAGUGCCUGGCCAGGGGCUCCGCGGGUAUCAAAGGACUUGGGAGAGUGUUUCGAAUUAUGGAUGACAAUAACAACCGAUCCCUUGAUUUUAAAGAAUUUAUAAAAGGAUUAAAUGAUUAUGCAGUGGUUAUGGAGAGGGAAGAGGCAGAAGAACUCUUCAGGAGGUUUGAUAAAGAUGGAAGCGGAACAAUAGACUUCAAUGAAUUUCUUCUCACAUUAAGACCUCCAAUGUCCAGAGCCAGAAAAGAGGUAAUUAUGCAAGCUUUUAGGAAGUUAGAUAAAACUGGAGAUGGUAUUAUAACAAUUGAAGACCUGCGUGAGUUAUAUAAUGCGAAGCAUCAUCCAAAGUACCAAAAUGGAGACUGGUCAGAGGAACAAGUGUUCAGGAAAUUUUUGGACAACUUUGAUUCACCCUAUGACAAAGAUGGGGUGGUGACCCCAGAGGAGUUUAUGAACUACUAUGCUGGGGUGAGUGCAUCCAUUGACACCGAUGUGUAUUUCAUCAUCAUGAUGAGAACUGCCUGGAAGCUCUAAAUGUGUGAUCUGGGGACCGGGGACCAGGUUUCCAAAGAAGAUUUUUUGAACUACUAUGCUGGAGUUAGUGCUUCUAUUGAUACAGAUGCCUAUUUCAUUUUAAUGAUGAAAAAAUCUUGGAGAUUAUGAGUUCCUUAUAAUUAUUUUGGAAAUCAGGAUAGAAUGAAUUUGGAAAAAAUGUCUAGUGCUAUAGAUUUUGAUAGGGAUAAACUAAAUUCUCUGAAAUAUCUUAACAUUUAAAAUCCAUAGAUUUUUAACUAUCUGAAGGACAUUAAUUUCCAUAAAUAUCCAAGGAUAUAUAUUUUAGUAAUAUGUGUGCUUAAUUGGGUUCAUCACCAAAUGCCCACUGGAUGUACAUUUUAAUGAAGAAAGAAUAGAAGACAGAAGAAAGAAAAAGAUGAAAUAAGACUGGAAAUUGUGCCUAGGUGAAAUAAUGUACUUCUUGUUAUAGAUUCUUUUAUUUAUAAGUAUAAAUACAACUGUUUCCCUUCACUUUCUCCAUAUUUAUUCUCUGUGGAGUCCUUAGUAGAAGAUAGUAAUAAAGAAGUAGAGGAAUAACUGUGUAGAAUUCCCUGAGCUUGUUUUUAAUGUUUCUCCUAAUGAAUGCAAAUAAAAAUUUAUUUCUGAAAUUUA
This is a messenger RNA of Erinaceus europaeus (western European hedgehog), 1349 nucleotides long. It is a transcript of the gene CAPSL, whose product is annotated as calcyphosine like. The transcript is spliced from 5 exons. The record is from RefSeq and is a predicted model, not a curated record. Bases 66 to 716 code for a protein of 216 amino acids. Gene Ontology annotation, molecular function: calcium ion binding. NCBI's taxonomy places the organism in Eukaryota, Metazoa, Chordata, Mammalia, Eulipotyphla, Erinaceidae.